Podospora pseudocomata is the source of this 186-nucleotide messenger RNA. RefSeq lists its product as uncharacterized. The record is from RefSeq and is a predicted model, not a curated record. Lineage: Eukaryota; Fungi; Ascomycota; Sordariomycetes; Sordariales; Podosporaceae. The coding region runs from base 1 to 186 and encodes 61 amino acids. The transcript has a single exon.
AUGGAUAACGGCGACAGCACCUGCAACAGCAACUACACGUUCAGCAGCAGCAGCGGGUGCUUGUCUUCAUCUACAACCUCCACCAGCUCUUCGACCGACUGGAGGCCACGGGUUUAUACCCCUUUGCCACAUGUACAUGUGCCAGUGGCAACUAUUUCAACCACGAGAUGCGCAAGCCAACGUUGA